CGGGGCCGCUUCGCUGCGCGUUCCGGAACAGAACGUGAGGCGGGAGGUUCCAAUGGAACGGAGAGACAAUGGCCACUUCCUCUGUGUCCACUUCCUCUGUGUCCACGGGCUGCUUUGUUUUCAAGCCAAAAGGAUCCAAAAAGAGAGCGCCUACUUUAACAGCUGAGUUUUUUAAUAAAGGCAAAGCUGUUUCAGAGAACGUCAGGGUGCGAUUUGCUACCUAUGAGUCACUAUGGCAACAGACAAAAGAGGAGAUUGAGGCAUUACAAGAUAAUUUGAACAAGAAGAUGUUUGGCAGCUUAUUAUCGUUUAUUAAAAAUUCCCACUCCGACCUUCAAUCAAAAUCAAAGAGCUGGAGCUACCAGAUGCGGUGCAGCGAGAUCCCUACAGCAGCACUUGUUCUAGGUGUGAAUGUGCCUGACCACGAGAUGACAUUUCAGAAACUGUCUGAUCUUCUACAGGAAUCGCUUACUCCAUAUGUAGUUUGUCUGCAGGGCAAAGAUUUUACUGCUGUAAAGCAAGUUUUGCAGACAGUUCUGGUUCACCUUAUUGGCAGACGUGUGUAUGAUGAUGAAGACGAGGAGGAUGUCUUCUCUGUUGACUUCUCACAGAAAAAGAUAUUCUGCUCCAUGGCAUCCCUCUGUGGCUGGUAUAGAGCUGAGACUCAGAAACCCACCUUCAGCAGCCCAGGUAAGAAGAGGAAAUCCUCUUCUCCACAGUACGAACAGUCCCCUCCUGUCGUGAUCAUCUUCAAGGACCUGGAGAGCUUCCUUCCCAAAGUUCUGCAAGAUUUCCUGGUCAUUUGCAGUAAUUACAUCCAGCAACUCCCUCUGAUCCUGAUUUUUGGAAUCGCCACAUCAUCUGUCGCACUCCACCGAAUGCUACCCCAGUCAGUGUCCUCACUGCUCUGUAUUGAACUGUUUCAGUCACUUUCCUGCACUGAACAUUUGGCCGCAGUUAUCGAUAAGUUAAUCCUGACGACCAAAUUCCCGUUUAAACUCAGUGGAAAGGUGCUCCGGGUUUUAACCAGCAUAUUUUUAUAUCAUGAUUUUUCUGUGAGGAAUUUUAUCAAAGGAUUCCAGCUGUCUCUGCUGGAGCACUUCUACAGUCAGCCUCUUAGCCUGUUGUGUUGUGCACUGAAUGAAGCCAAUGCCCGAGUACAGGAUUUGACCCAUGAUGAUUGUGAGCUGAUCCGUCAAGUGCCUUCCUUUAUGAGAUACGUGGAAAGCCAGGACCCAGAGAAGCAGGUUGAACUGCUGACUAAGGACCAUUAUUUAAAGGACACUGUGAGGAAGCUGCUAAACGACCUUCACGUUUAUCACGAGAACUACCUCCCGGUGCUGAAGUGCCUGCACAUUCUCACAACAUCGCUUCCGAAAUAUCCCCUUGGAAAACAGAUCAGGGACCUGCACAGCACGUGUUUGGAAAAGGAGGUGUGGGAGACCGAAGACUACAGCUCUGCCUUUCAGCUGUUCGGAAUGAUGGCAAAGGAUGAGCUGGUAUCUCUGCUGACCAGAUGUCUGGACGUGUUGAAGUCUUCUGAGCAGGACAAUCUGGAAGACUCUGUUCAAAAGCUGGAAGAACUUCUUACAAGGUUUCAGAAUCUGGACAGUGUUCCGCGUGUAGAGGCAGUCAGAGAAGGUGAAGAAGAGGCGACAACAACCCAGAAAUCACUGCAGAGAAAGACUAAUCUUUAUCAACUCCAAAAGGAGUUGAUGGAGAGGAAGACAUCGAGGAGAUCCAAGAAACUGAGCGGGUUUGAGGUCCUACGUGUAGAAGUUCUUCAAUUCAUAGACAAGCUUAUAAGAGAUUACCUAUUGCCACCAGAGACACAGCCACUGCACGAAGUUACAUAUUUCAGUGCUGCAAGCACCCUUCGAAGACACUUGAAUGCUGCACCCCGCAAUGCCUUGCAGACAGCAUUAAAUAAUCCAUACUACUACCUGCAGAAUGAAAUCUUGAAGAGUGAGACAGGCACUAUUCCCAACACAGCACCUGAUAUCUGUAUAGUGUACAAACUUCACCUGGAGUGUGGCCGGCUGAUUAACCUGUACGACUGGUUACAGGCCUUUGCGAUGGUGGUAAAUGCUGCAGAAGGCAAUGACCCAGACACGCAGGUCGGCAAACCAGUGGAUAAAAUUCUACAUGCUCGGUUUAUUCGAGCAGUUUCUGAGCUAGAAUUUUUAGGCUUUGUGAAACCAACCAAAAGGAAGACUGAUCACGUGGCAAGACUGACGUGGGGUGGCUGCUGACCACAAGAAAGCUUGAAAUACCUUCCUACUUGUUCUGUUUGCCUUACAAGACUUUUUGACCAAGGAAUCAGUAUGCCUAAAGCUAUACACUUUCCUAGUUACAUAGUGAUCUGGCACAGAACCAGGCAAUUUGGCUCAAACAGUCCAAACCAUACAAUUAUACAGUAUUGUGAAAGAAAGUGAACUAAUAUGCCUAGUUUCACCAUUGAUGGAAGGUGUAAGAACCACCAGGUUGAUAAUAAAAUAGAUAUUGGGUAAUUGAGUCUGGAAAUGCAAAACAUAAUAUGUAAUCCUUUUUUUCUCCCCUAACCAACUGAUAAAAACUGCCUAUGUACUGUAGUUGAUCAGAGGAACAACCUACUUAUCCAGUGGACUACCUCUUAAUAUUUUGGGAAGGUUUUUAUUUAACAAACCAAUAAAAGUACAAGCUUGGCUCUUUACUCUAGCA
This is a messenger RNA of Callorhinchus milii (elephant shark), 2700 nucleotides long. RefSeq names its product origin recognition complex, subunit 3 (gene orc3). Bases 69 to 2252 code for a protein of 727 amino acids. Gene Ontology annotation, biological process: DNA replication initiation; DNA replication. The transcript has 20 exons. The record is from RefSeq and is a predicted model, not a curated record. Gene Ontology annotation, cellular component: DNA replication preinitiation complex; nuclear pre-replicative complex; nuclear origin of replication recognition complex. Gene Ontology annotation, molecular function: DNA replication origin binding. NCBI's taxonomy places the organism in Eukaryota, Metazoa, Chordata, Chondrichthyes, Chimaeriformes, Callorhinchidae.